Schizosaccharomyces cryophilus OY26 is the source of this 1863-nucleotide messenger RNA. Its product is annotated as cholinephosphate cytidylyltransferase. The transcript has a single exon. Bases 136 to 1254 code for a protein of 372 amino acids. Gene Ontology annotation, cellular component: nuclear envelope. Gene Ontology annotation, biological process: CDP-choline pathway. The record is from RefSeq and is a predicted model, not a curated record. Gene Ontology annotation, molecular function: choline-phosphate cytidylyltransferase activity; phosphatidylcholine binding. Lineage: Eukaryota; Fungi; Ascomycota; Schizosaccharomycetes; Schizosaccharomycetales; Schizosaccharomycetaceae.
AGAGACCCUUUUUCGUCGUUUUCAUCACUGAGGAGAACUUCCUCACCACAAUCACCUCUGAAAAGGUGUUGAAACAAAUAUAGGUCGCCUUCAGUAAAAUUUUACUAUUCGUGUUUUACUAUUAUUAUUAUUAUUAUGGGAGAAAUAGAAACAAAAAAGGACGAGAAUGCAAAGCGACCUAUUGAGAAUGUAAAUUUUUCAGAAGAUGAAGAGUCGAUGAAGCAACAUGCUAAAAAGGCCAUAAUAGAUCCUGUGGAACCAGAAGAAAAGUCAGAAAGUAAUCAUGAAUGCGAAAAUUUGAAGGAAGAGUCCAAUGAAGAGGAAACACCUCGUUCUUCUCCAGUUUCUGAUACCGAUGAAGAUGAAACCCCUACUGAAGUGAAAUUCCAACAACAAUAUUCCCAAUUUAAUUAUCCCAUCAAUGAACCGCCGAAUGAUAGACCCGUGCGUGUUUAUGCAGAUGGUGUAUUUGACUUAUUUCACAUUGGCCAUAUGAGACAAUUGGAGCAAGCAAAAAAAGUUUUUCCCAACGUUCACCUGAUUGUUGGACUUCCCAACGAUAUGCUAACUCAUCGACUAAAGGGUUUAACCGUUAUGAAUGACAAAGAACGAGCCGAAGCACUUCGCCAUUGCAAAUGGGUAGAUGAGGUCGUAGAAAGCGCUCCUUGGGUGAUUACACCAGAAUUUUUGGAAGAACAUGAAAUUGACUUUGUCGCUCAUGAUGAUAUUCCUUACGCAUCUGAUGAUAGUGGUGAUAUCUACCUUCCCGUUAAAAAAGUAGGCAAGUUCAUACCUACUAAACGUACGGAGGGUGUUUCCACCUCUGAUUUAAUUACACGAAUUAUUCGUGAUUACGAUCAAUAUGUUAUGCGUAACCUAGCAAGAGGAGUUGAUAGAAAGGUUUUGAAUGUGUCUCUGUUCAAAAAGAAUGAGCUGGACUUUCGCCAUCAUAUCAAGAUGCUACGUGACACAAUUCGUAACCACUGGGUAUCUACUAGUCGUGAUUUAAAGGCAGACAUAAAAUCUUUCCUUUCAAUGGCUACUACUGAUUACCAAUUGCAAUAUACCCCUUUGCAUGGCUCAAGCGCACCGCCUAGCCCUGGCCCUGGAAAUCACCAAAAUAGCUUUUUGGGCGGCCUAAAUCGCUGGAUGCAACGUCGCUCAAGUAGCCAAUAUGAUUUGCGUUUGGAAGCCGAUUUGUCUAAUCCAUCUAGUCAAAAUGAUGAUACUGUAACUAUUAAACACAAUCAGUAAAGCUUUGGCCUUCUCUAGUGAUUGAUGGCUCGACCAUUCCUUAAUACAUUUAAAAAAUCUAUUAGACGAUUAAGACUUACCUUUACCUUUAUCUUUCAUUACUAUUACUAUAUGUUAAUAUGGAAUGUGGCGGCAGUAUGGGUUUGACCUGUAAUCAUGCAACUUUACUGUUCAUGAAAUCCUGUCCUACUAUUCCCAGUUGUCUGAACUGUAUAACGAUUGUUUGAAUUCAUGCUAAUACUAUCAUUUAUGAGACAUUCCAUAAUCUGCUUACGUUUUAUAUGGCCGCCGGAUAUUAAACCUUAUGCAUUCUAGUGACCUUAAGUCUCACUUAAUACCUUACUAUUGGCUUUACCUCUCAUUCACGUUUUGUUUAAUACAGCAGCUCAGUUGACCAGCGGUUGUUGUUUUUUUGUGUAGUUUUGGAGGGUUUUUUCCGCCUUUGAAUUUACAGCUUUGAUGUUAAAAGUUCAUUUUCUCUCCUUCUAAUUGUAGGGUCUGUCAGGAGAGUGUCUCUUAAGUAGUAUCCUUGGGGGUGACUUUAGUCUCUUGUAACAUUUAGUUACAUUUAAUUUUAAUAAUUAUAGUCUUUUACCAAUUUCUCUCUAA